AUGGGUCUCCUAGAUCUGGAUCGUCCCAAGUCCUCAUAUAUUCCUCAACCGCUACCAAAGUCUCCACUUACAUCAGAGCCUUUCAAUGUUAGAGGUACCUCCUCCCGCUUCUCAUUCAACCUACAGUCACUAGACCACGAAGAGAAUCGCACCAGCUCUCCUACGAGCAUGGCCAGUCACUCGGCCAGACUCAGAAAAAAGCCUCCUCCACCACUCGACUUUGAUGACCCAUCAUUACCUUCACCAAGUGCCAACAGCAUCAGAGACUUUACCGGAGGGUCUCGUGGACCUAGUGCAGUAAAGAAAAGUAAACAAGAUGACGACCACUUCAAUAAUAUAAUCAACCACUUGGAAAACGAGCUUGACCAAGUGAAUGUUGCUAGCACCAACGAACAUAUCCAUGGUUCUAAUUCUAUCUACGGUGAUCGAAGUGUCAGUCCCAACAGUUUUGAAGAAAUGAGCCCGCUCAAUACUGCCAGACCCAUGGGGCCCAAACCUUUGACUUAUGCUAGUACUGGAAGUUUCAGUUUCAGCGGAACUAGCAGCACGUACCCAGAAAAUGAUGAUACCGAGUCAGAACCGGACAUUGCAAUAUCACCAAAUCCUCGUUAUUCGCUUCAUGCCCAAUACUCCGACUCGUCUCAACUGGUUGGUAGUCGUAACAAUACAUCAGCACCUCCUCCUAUUAUUGGGGCACCAUACCCUAUGGAUUCUCCAAUUGCCCCGUCUCCCACGAGCAUUUCGUAUAAUGAUUCGUAUAUCUCCAGUUCGAAUUCGACGAGUGAUUCUCCACAACUAACAGCUCAAACUGGUUCGGGAAUAUACAGUUCACCACACAAAUCCUCCCGAACACCCUCUCAGACUACCACCAACACCACCAAGCUGGUUCCAUUGAAACCAUUGAUUUCUACUCCCAUCAUAAACAUGACAAACGACUCGUUUCGUAACUCAUCUGCCAGUAACUUGAACAACUCAAUUCCUAAUAUGAGAAACCAUCGUAAACUGAGCUCGUUAAGUUCAAUUUGGUCAUCAAGUUCUUCAAAGAAUGUCAACUUGGCUACCCUCAAAAAGACUUUUGACUUACGCCCGGGUGAAGGCGAGAGAUCCAAUUAUGUUUUAAGCGUAAGAAAAAGUGCUGGAACUGCUUACAAUGAAACAGGUCCUGGUAAAUGGAAGCUACCAACUGGUAUUAUGCCAUUGGAUAAGAAAAACACAUACACAACCAGCAACUCCAAAUAUAUGAGGCUAGUUGGAGGCGUAUCUCAAAGUAAACUAAAAAAGGGUACAGGGGUGGAAUUAAAGCAUGGACACUUGGCUCCAAGAUUGUUGGCAGCAGAAGUGGAUGAUAGAGAUGAUAUCUCCAUCAAUUUCGGAAGAAAAGCAAGUAUAGCCAAGGCUCCCAUCAAUGACUCUAUCCCAGAGACAGCACAAUCAACCCCUACUCAAAGGUCGGUCUCCACUUUUGUUCUGACUCCUGGUGCUGCUUCCUUCGAUAGCAAAAUCUCAUUAUCGCGGACCAUCACCGAUAACUCAACCCAAUCCAAGACUCCUUCCACAAAUGUGUCUAUACGGUCUGCCAGUGUAUCACGGCGGUCUACUCGUCAAUCUUCCAUUUCCUCAAGCUCUUCGGGUAGUAUAUCUGAUGUUUGUGGGAAUGGUUUUUACCAACACCGGGCCUACAAGUACACGGAGGAGUUUGAGGAAGGUGACACGGAUGAAAAGUUUGAUGAAGACAACACCGAGGAACUUAAUUAUGAAGUUGAAAAAAGCCAGCCUAUGUUGGUAUUGGCCAAUCCUGAUGCCAGUGAUAGCGAUUAG
Messenger RNA from Yamadazyma tenuis ATCC 10573, 1818 nucleotides. RefSeq lists its product as uncharacterized. The record is from RefSeq and is a predicted model, not a curated record. Lineage: Eukaryota; Fungi; Ascomycota; Pichiomycetes; Serinales; Debaryomycetaceae.